This is a messenger RNA of Scheffersomyces coipomensis, 966 nucleotides long. RefSeq names its product CCR4-NOT core subunit. Bases 1 to 966 code for a protein of 321 amino acids. The record is from RefSeq and is a predicted model, not a curated record. Gene Ontology annotation, biological process: mRNA catabolic process; negative regulation of translation. NCBI's taxonomy places the organism in Eukaryota, Fungi, Ascomycota, Pichiomycetes, Serinales, Debaryomycetaceae. Gene Ontology annotation, cellular component: CCR4-NOT complex; CCR4-NOT core complex; P-body. The transcript has a single exon.
AUGCAUAAGGCAAUACAAAAUCAAGGGGCUACAUCAGUCAUCAACCAAACCAAUAAUAAUCAUCCCAUAGCAGUAGGAGAAUCAGCUCCAUCAACUAAUAAUAGAGCCUUAAACGACGAGCAAAUAUACCAAUGGAUAGCAGAAUUAGUUUCUGGUACUAAUAGAGAACGUGCAUUAUUGGAGUUGGGGAAGAAACGUGAACAAUAUGAUGAUUUAGCAUUAGUAUUAUGGAAUUCAUUUGGUGUUAUGACGGUUUUAUUAGAAGAAAUCACGACUGUAUAUCCAUAUUUAAAUCCACCAACCUUAACUGCAUCUGUGUCCAAUAGAGUUUGUAAUGCUCUUGCUUUAUUACAAUGUGUGGCAUCAAAUGUUCAAACUAGAGGAUUAUUUUUAAGUGCCAAUCUUCCACUUUAUUUAUAUCCAUUUUUAUCAACUAAUGCAAGACAAAGAUCAUUUGAAUAUUUAAGAUUAACAAGUUUAGGAGUGAUAGGUGCUCUUGUUAAAAAUGAUACACCAGAAGUUAUUAAUUUCUUACUUACUACUGAAAUAGUACCUUUAUGUUUAAAUAUUAUGGAGAUUUCAUCUGAAUUAUCCAAAACAGUUGCUAUUUUCAUUUUACAAAAGAUUCUUGUUGAUGAUCAAGGUUUAAGUUAUAUUUGUACCACUUAUGAAAGAUUCCAUACUGUAGCCACAGUUUUAGCUAAAAUGAUUGAACAACUUAGUACAACCACCAAUACACCUCAAGCCAAUCAACAAAACUCAAAUAGUUCAGGUAGAUUAUUAAAACAUGUUGUGAGAUGUUAUUUAAGACUUUCUGAUAAUAUUGAAGCAAGAAAAGCAUUAGGAACUUUGCUUCCCGAACCAUUAAGAGAUGGAACUUUUUCAUUAAUCUUACAAGAUGAUUUACAAACCAAGAGAUGUUUAGCGCAAUUAUUAACCAAUAUUAAUGAGACUCAACAGUCAUAG